Molecule: messenger RNA, 1325 nt
Organism: Nannospalax galili (Upper Galilee mountains blind mole rat)
Lineage: Eukaryota; Metazoa; Chordata; Mammalia; Rodentia; Spalacidae
Product: heterogeneous nuclear ribonucleoprotein C-like
Cellular component (GO): nucleus
Molecular function (GO): RNA binding
Source: RefSeq, a predicted model, not a curated record
GACGCGGAGUCGGAACGGUCGUGGUCUCUGCCUCCUGCAGUUUCGGCGUUUCUGCGUAGACCCCGGGAGAAGGAGCCGUCCCUGUCGUCUCCUCUCUUGUUUUCCAGCUUUGUAAGAAGCUUUGUCAACGAAGAAAAUGGCUAGCAAUGUUACUAACAAAAUAGAUCCUCGCUCCAUGAAUUCCCGAGUAUUCAUUGGGAAUCUCAACACUCUUGUGGUCAAGAAGUCUGAUGUGGAGGCAAUCUUCUCAAAGUAUGGCAAAAUCGUUGGUUGCUCCGUGCAUAAGGGCUUUGCCUUUGUGCAGUAUGUUAAUGAGAGAAAUGCCCGGGCUGCAGUAGCAGGAGAGGACGGCAGAAUGAUUGCUGGCCAGGUUUUAGAUAUUAAUCUGGCUGCAGAGCCAAAAGUGAAUCGAGGAAAAGCAGGUGUGAAAAGAUCUGCAGCGGAGAUGUACGGCUCCUCAUUUGACUUGGACUAUGAUUUUCAACGAGAUUAUUAUGACAGGAUGUACAGUUACCCAACACGUGUUCCUCCUCCUCCUCCUAUUGCUCGUGCUGUGGUGCCCUCCAAACGCCAGCGUGUAUCAGGAAACACUUCCCGGAGGGGCAAAAGUGGCUUCAAUUCUAAGAGUGGACAACGGGGAUCUUCUUCCAAGUCUGGAAAGUUGAAAGGCGAUGACCUUCAGGCCAUUAAGAAGGAACUGACUCAGAUAAAACAAAAAGUUGAUUCUCUUCUGGAAAGCCUGGAAAAAAUUGAAAAAGAACAAAGCAAACAAGCAGAUGUGUCCUUCUCAUCCCCAGUAGAGGUAAAGAAUGAGAAGUCAGAAGAAGAGCAGAGCAGCACCUCUGUGAAAACAGACGAGACUAAUGUGAAGAUGGAGUCUGAGGCAGGUGCAGAUGAUGCUGAGGAAGGGGACCUUCUGGAUAUCGAUGAUGAUAAUGAAGAUCGAGGGGAUGACCAGCUGGAGUUGAUCAAGGAUGAUGAAAAAGAAGCUGAGGAAGGAGAGGAUGACAGAGACAGCGCCAAUGGCGAGGAUGACUCUUAAGCACAUAGUGGGGUUUAGAAAUAUUAUCCCAUUAUUUCUUUAUCUAGGCGCCUGUCAGAAAUCAAAAAUACACCAGGUCCUCUUCCCUAGUACCUUCAGCACAUGCUCACUGCUCCCCUCUUGUCGGUCCUGUAUCCAUUAAUUCAUAAUCGCCCUGCGCCUAGUUCAUUUCCAUGUUCACUUCCUUUGAUGCUUGAGUAGUUUUGUUGCGUCUUACCCUGUAAUUUUUGCUUUUGAUUUUGAUAUCUCUUUGACUUAACAAUAAAAAGUUGUAUGGUUUUUA